UGCUGCUGUUUAGAGAUGGGGUAUAUAGAAGGACCUCUUUUGUUUCUAGCCUUUGACUCUAAUUUAUGUACAUGGCAGACAAAUGCUAGAUGUAGAAAGGAUUCCGUUGAAGAUAUUUCAAUAAUAUUUACAAUAACAAUGUUUUUGAAAUGCAUGCUGCUGGUUUCAGCAUGCAUUGUAAUAAGUGCAUAUGAAAGACAACGUAAUAGUGCACUAUUAGAUACUUUAAUAGAUCGUAUCCGAUCUUACCAAAGGCAAGAUCCUCAAAGCGAUUAUAAAGACUCUCGGAGAAGUUAUUUUAAUAAUGGUAACAUGAGAGGGCAAUUCUCUAGGAGUAGGGACCCAAAGAAUGAUUACCACAGUGAAAACAUUUUUAACGACAGAAGAAGUUAUCUUGCGGAUUUACUGAAUCGUAAUGUUCUUAAAGAUGAAAGAUGGAAUGGUAAAUCUGAUGACUAUGGAAUUGAUAGAAGAUCGAAAUUACCUUUAAUUGUGCAUGAAGAUGAAGACGAAACAGGUGAUAUAGUGGAUGAGAAUCUUAAUGAUUUGGAAGAAGAGCACCCAUAUGUAAAAGACAGAAUAACAAACAAUGUAGAAGAGUCUUAUAAAAAAAUACCAUACAAUAAAAAUCACUACUUGGAAAAGGAACACAUUGAAAAAAAUACUGUUGAACCAGUCACUGAAACACACACAAUACAAAUGCCUAAUGUCUCGCCACAAUCAAUGGAUACUUAUUUGUGUUACGGUUACAAAUUACCAGCAGACGACAGAUAUAUUGUUGAGUUUACUCCUCUUGCAAAGAUGCAAGUGGCACAUCAUAUGCUUCUCUUUGGAUGCGAGGAACCUUUCAAAAAGGAUACUUACUGGAAUUGUCGAGAGAUGCAGCCUGUUUGUGCUACAGGUUCACAAUCGAUCAUGUAUGCGUGGGCUAAGAAUGCGCCAUCUUUAAAGAUGCCAGAAAAUGUUGGUUUUCGUGUUGGCAAGCACAGCACUGUGAAAUACUUGGUUCUUCAAGUACAUUACAUGGAUGUUUCAGCUUUUCAAGCUGGCCACACAGAUCAUUCAGGUUUGAAGUUUGAACUAACAAGAUUGAAAAAACAAUUUCUUGCUGGUAUCUAUCUCUUAGCAAAUGGAUGGACUCCAAUUCCUCCCCAUGUCAAAAAUGCACACAUAGACAUGGGCUGUCAGUACCCAAACGGUUCACCAGUCAUCUAUCCAUUCCGUUUCCGAACACAUGCUCACAAGCUUGGAGUUGUGAUCACUGGUUAUCGUGUUCGCAAUGGUAAAUGGACGCUUAUAGGAAAAGGUGAUCCUCAAAGACCACAGGCUUUUUACAAGGUCUUUAAUGACAUUGACAUUCAAGAUGGAGACAAAGUGAUGGGUCGAUGCACGUAUAAUUCCAUGACAAGAAACAAAACAACUUAUAUUGGUGCAACACACUCUGAUGAAAUGUGCAACUUCUAUAUUAUGUAUUUUUACGAUUCCCAAAAAUACAAAAAUGCUGUAUUUGGAUGUAAUCGACCUGAUAUCGAAAAUACAAUCUACCCAAAAGACACAGACAUUCCUCUUGCUGUUGACGAAGCAAACAACAGAAAAACAUCCAUUUCAAAUGAAAAGCACAGCUACACAAGUUACGAACAAGUUCAUCGAUGGCCAAAACAUGGAUUGACUGACGGUGAUUUACCAUUAACAAUUGGACAAAUAUCUGGUGUUGCUGUGGACGAUGCCAGAGACCUUGUUUUUAUUUUCCACAGAGGAAGAAGAGUCUGGGGUGGAGAUACCUUCGAUGUACGAAAUAAUAUAAGAAAAAAAUACCGCACUCCCAUUCGCGAAAGAACUAUCAUAUGGAUUAAUCGCAAAACUGGAGAUCUGAUUGGUGCAGGAGGAGAGAGAAUGUUUUGUAUGCCACAUGGUAUUACGUUGGAUAGUGAAGGAAAUAUUUGGGUUACUGAUGUUGGUGCUCACCAGGUUUUCAAGUUAUCGCCAAAACUGAAAAUUCUUCUUUCUGUUGGUGUUCGAUUUGAAAAUGGGAAAGACGAUAAACAUUUUUGUAAGCCGACUGAUGUUGCUGUGAUGAAAGAUGGUACCUUCUUUGUUGCUGAUGGAUAUUGCAAUUCAAGGAUUGCAAAAUUUGAUAAAGAUGGAAAAAUGACCAUGGAAAUAUCUGAAAGCUCCUUCGAAAACACAUAUGGUUUUCCGAAACCUCAUAACAUGAACGUCGUGCAUAGCUUGGCGUUGGAUGAAAAACAUCACCGUUUAUUCGUGGCCGACCGCGAAAAUCGACGCGUUCUAAUAUUCCACCCAGACACUGGAGAAUUCAAGUCAGCUAUCGUGAAGAAAUUUAAAGGCGCUGUGUACGCUGUAGCAUAUAAUGACGCAAUGGGCGGUGUUCUUCAUGUUGUCAAUGGACCAUGGAAUGGUUUCCCUUUACCGAUAUCUGGCUUCACUUACAGUUUAACUCAAGAAAAAAUCAUUUCAAAAUGGAAACCAGAGAAGGGACUUCAUUUACCACACGAUGUUGCUGUUACAGAAGAUAAUCGAGACAUAUUUGUAGCUGAAAUUGGACCAAAUAAGAUCUGGAAGUUCACUCGAGUAAUCAAGAACAGACCUUAACCGUUAAAAAAGGUCUUAUAUUAAUACGGGAUAGGUGAAGUUUUCGGUGAAAUGUGUGUGUAUGGGUUUGUCUCUUUUUUCGUCUUGCUGGUUCAAUUUCGUAAAAAGUUUAUGUUCAUCGCCGUUCAUUCUCUCGAGGCGUACCAACUGAUUAUUAAUUUUUUUAGAAAGUUUCAGUUCUGUUUCUUUUUGUAGUUUGUAAUUAUUUUAAACGUACGUGAACAAGAAGAGAAGCAGUUUGUUUGGUGUUAUGAUGUAGUCGUUUUCGUUUUAAUACAUGUACGUUUGACUUCCACGGCCCCCUUGCUAUAACUCGUGUUUCACCUUCUGUUUUGCUAUUGUUUUUUUUUUGUCUUAGUUACUAAGAAUCUUUUUACCUCAGAAUGCGCUAAACCCUGUUUGUCUCGUUUGGUGGAAAUAAGCUGAACCUUGUCUCGUUUACUAGAAAAAUACAGAAAUAGUUUUUUUUUCGUUUAAUGGAUGAACACUGAGCCUUUUUUAGUAAGGUAUAGCUGAAAAUUUCUUUUGCUCAUGUUAUAAGUUCUAUCACAUGCAAACAAGAAAAUGGUUCUCACUGUGUCUCUUCAUAUUAACACCUAUAUUUCUCGUUAAUGGUUAUUCACACCUACAGUUAAAACAAUUAAUUCUCUCACAAUUAACUCUCUCACGCAUCUCCACACGCGUUGUAUAUAUCAAUUAUUGUAUUUAGUGUAUUUUCGUAGUUUUAUUUUCGUCAACAUGAAAUAUAUUUAUCCUUGUGGA
Messenger RNA from Hydractinia symbiolongicarpus, 3375 nucleotides. RefSeq names its product peptidyl-glycine alpha-amidating monooxygenase-like. Gene Ontology annotation, cellular component: extracellular region; membrane. Gene Ontology annotation, molecular function: oxidoreductase activity, acting on paired donors, with incorporation or reduction of molecular oxygen, reduced ascorbate as one donor, and incorporation of one atom of oxygen; protein binding; copper ion binding. The transcript has 21 exons. Bases 16 to 2613 code for a protein of 865 amino acids. Gene Ontology annotation, biological process: peptide metabolic process. Lineage: Eukaryota; Metazoa; Cnidaria; Hydrozoa; Anthoathecata; Hydractiniidae. The record is from RefSeq and is a predicted model, not a curated record.